AUGGAAGUAACUAUAGAAAUGAUUGGGUUAGAUUAAGAAGAAGCAUUUACUACUAUAUUAGAUGAUAACACAGAACUUAUUAAUAUUGGAGAAAUGAUUAAAGAAGCAUCAUAUUAUUAGUAUUGAUUUCAUGCUAAAUUCUAGGUCUUUUAAUUUGAGUGAACAGUUCUGCUUAGAAGUAAAGGAUACAAAUAAAUUUAUUAGUGGAAGAUCUACAAUUAUCAAGAAGUGUCUCUAAUAAAAUUAAAUUGAUCCAAAAAUUUUAGUCUUUCAUAAAGGGCUAGAUGGAUAAAAAAAAAGUAUUGAAUCAUUUUUAUUCUAGUGAACAAAGGAGUAAUCAUUGAUUAGAAUUUCAAGAGAGAACCUUAGAUUAAUAAUUAAGCCAUCCAAAUUAAACCUUAGGUUAAUAAUUCAGCCAUCCAUAAUUAACCCUAAGCACAAUAAUAAUAGUCUUAAGUACAUUAGGAUAAUCUUAUGAUAACUAAUAAAAAUAACUAAUAAGGAUAAGGUAUAGUAAUUGGAGGAGGUUAAAUCACUGAGUCUUAGUAUAUAAGGAAUAUCGAAGAAUAGCUACAUUAAGGACGUUAAAGUAAUGAUCUCGAGGUCUAAAAUCAACUAGAAUCAUCAAAUAAUGAUUUAAACUAAGUCUAAUUUUAAUAAAUUAGCUAAGUUUCAUUAUAAUAAAGCCAGAAUAUCUAACAACAAGUAUAACAAAAUGAGGAGGCCCAUAAUUCAUAAAACACAUAAUUAAUGGAAACCAAUGUACAAAACAACAAAACGAAAUAUAAUCUCGCAAUAUGGAUGAAUUCUCAAGAAUUAGAGAAGUAUAUAGAGCUAUUUAGAACAGAUAAUAUUUAAUUUACAUUUAAUUGA
Paramecium octaurelia is the source of this 873-nucleotide messenger RNA. The record is from the annotation of a GenBank genome assembly. Lineage: Eukaryota; Ciliophora; Oligohymenophorea; Peniculida; Parameciidae.